This is a messenger RNA of Pseudomyrmex gracilis, 2206 nucleotides long. RefSeq names its product N6-adenosine-methyltransferase subunit METTL3 (gene Mettl3). NCBI's taxonomy places the organism in Eukaryota, Metazoa, Arthropoda, Insecta, Hymenoptera, Formicidae. The transcript is spliced from 4 exons. Bases 84 to 1721 code for a protein of 545 amino acids. Gene Ontology annotation, molecular function: mRNA m(6)A methyltransferase activity; mRNA (2'-O-methyladenosine-N6-)-methyltransferase activity. The record is from RefSeq and is a predicted model, not a curated record. Gene Ontology annotation, cellular component: nucleus; RNA N6-methyladenosine methyltransferase complex.
CAGGUUUUUUUCUGCAAACAAUCUAUGUAUAAAUACAUAUGACUUAUUAUAUAAAUUAUGUUUUUAUGCAAAAAACAUAAGUCAUGUCGGAUGCUUUUGAGGAAAUACAAGCGAUUAAAAUAAAGAGGAAUAGUUAUCGCGAGAAAUUACAGAAGAGAAAACGUGAGAGACAUGAAUUGCUCUCGUCUACACCAGCUUCGUCCACCUUGACGACGGAAUCUGCAUAUUCUGACUCUAAUGCAUCAUCACGCUCUGACCACAGUGAAUAUGAAAGAGAUGUACUCUGCAUUCUGCAUGAAUCACUACCCAGUCUACCAAUAACAUCUGCUGACUUGAUAGAUCAGUUGCGAAAAAAUCUCAAUGCUGAUGUAUCAUCUUCUGAUAUACACAAGAUCCUGGAAAAGUUGGCUGCGCAGGAUAUAGUUAAGAUCAAAGAAGUAACGGAGAAUGGAGUAUUUGGAUAUACAGUCUUGUCUGUCUCAGAAUCCCAAUCAUGUCAGUUUCAAUCUGAUGAUAUUGAAAAUGCUGAGAGUAUAGAAAUGUCGGUAGCUGAAUUAAAUGAUUAUGUUCCUUUGGAAAAGCAAGCAAAAGUAGAUAAAAAGAAUACAGAGGACAUUAUGUUCUUAAUAUCAAUGCCAACCAUCAGAGAAAAAGAGAACAAAAAGGUGGGAGAGCAGAUUUUAGAUCUGUUGUCCAAGCAGACUUCCAAGGAGAAAUCACUGGCAGAACGAUUUCGCUCUCAGGGAGGCACUCAAGUUAUGGAAUUCUGUCCACAUGGUACAAAAAUAGAUUGUAUGAAAUUGAACGGUAGUCCAGGAUUUGCAGAAAAAUGUAAAAAGCUGCAUUUUAAGAAGAUCAUACAGAGUCACACGGAUGAAUCGUUAGGUGAUUGCAGUUUCCUCAAUACGUGCUUUCACAUGGACACGUGCAAAUAUGUCCAUUACGAAGUAGACGGUCCUACAGCUCAACCAAAGGAAACUAAUGAUUCUGAUAGCCCAAGCAAUGCCACAUCUAACAAAACGGUGAAUCUAGAUAGCAAGAAUGGCACUCCUACUAGCAGCAAUGUAGGCAGUGAGUUGACCUUGUACCCACCACAGUGGAUCCAAUGUGAUUUGCGCUAUCUUGACAUGACUGUCCUCGGUAAAUUUGCUGUGAUUAUGGCUGAUCCUCCUUGGGAUAUUCACAUGGAACUACCUUAUGGUACAAUGUCUGAUGACGAAAUGAGGCAGUUGGGUAUUCCGGCGCUUCAGGACGAAGGACUUUUGUUUUUAUGGGUGACCGGUAGAGCUAUGGAGCUCGGAAGAGAGUGUCUGCAGUUAUGGGGCUAUGAAAGAGUUGACGAAAUCAUCUGGGUAAAGACUAAUCAGCUGCAAAGGAUAAUACGAACUGGUAGGACAGGCCAUUGGUUGAAUCAUGGUAAAGAACACUGUCUUGUUGGGAUGAAAGGUAAUCCUCGUAUCAAUCGCGGAUUAGAUAGCGACGUGAUCGUUGCUGAAGUACGUGCUACCAGCCAUAAACCUGAUGAAAUUUAUGGUAUUAUUGAGCGUAUGAGCCCCGGAACUAGAAAAAUUGAACUAUUCGGUAGGCCGCAUAAUGUGCAACCAAAUUGGAUUACGCUGGGCAAUCAAGUAGAAGGUGUUCAUCUGAUUGAUCCACAGCUGAUCAAAGCCUUCAAGAAACGUUAUCCUGACGGAAACUCGAUGAAGCCGACCAAACCGUAAGAUAGUUGUUUAAAACUUCUCGAUAUUUGAGCGUUAAAUUCGAUUUGUCGUUUGUCGACAGAAAAAGCGAGAUAUAAAAAAAUUAAGAACUGCAAACUCAAGAUCAUAAUUCGGCAUCUGUCAAAGUGGUUCUGUGAUCUGUGAAAAAUACAUGUUUCUUAUCCUAUUGUGCGGUCUGAGUUUUGUGAUUGAAUCGAAAGAAGAGUUGUCAUUAUAUUUUAGGUGCGUGUGUGUAUGUGCUCUAUGGAUUUCACGUGUGUUUAUAUAGAAAUACUCUUUUAUUUUUACAUUAAGUACACGAACUUCUGCGUAUUUUUCUUGCUUCUGAUGUAUCAAUCCAAAGUAGUCGCUAAAGUAUCGAGGAGCUUUAAAUUGAUUUAAAUUUAAUUUAAUAAAUUGACGAAAGAAUGAUUUAAUUUAUAGUAUUUCAAACAAAUUUUUAAGAAAAAAUGUUUUUUAUCAUACUAUUAUAUAUAUUUAUAUAU